CUCCUCCCCCUCGGCGUCUAUAGUAUUUUCGAUCCUAUGAUAGUGAGUCCUCUGUGUUGUCAUUCCUCCUCGGGCUUCCUAAAUUCUCCUCACCCUGACCCUUUUAUGAGUGGCGGAGCAGAGACGUGGACUGAGGAUGAUGGACUGACCGCACACUAUUAUGAAUAUGAUGGUUGGCUGAAAAAAAAGAAUGUCUGAAGCCGUCAAUGCCAGCCACCUGCACCAGCUGAGUGUGACAGCUGUUAGUGGGGAGUUGUCAGGUAUCAGCAGCAUCUUCAACAAGCCGUCAGCCUAUGUGGAGCUGCUGGUGGAUGGUGUGCAGCAGAAAAGGACACAGACUGUCAAACACAAUGCUCACCCCAAAUGGCAGGAGACUUUCACAGUACUGGUGACCAAGGACUCGGUGUUGGUGUUCCGGGUGAGUGAUCACCACACGCUGGUGCGGGACUCCCUCAUCGGUGAAGCCACAUUAAAUCUUGCUGAUGUGGUGUCCCGUGGUGAUGGCAUAUCCUCCUCCAACCACACACUCAGCCUCACCUCACCUAACAGUCUGCCCUCAGUUGUCUCCCCAACCCCCACCAUCACUAUAACUCUGGAUGGACUGAAGCACUUGACUGUUAAUGGUGCUCGACAAAGGGAUACCAAUUAUAGUCUUCCUACAGAUGAGCGUGUUGUGGAGGAAGGCUGGGUACUGCUGGCAGACAUGUCUAGUGACCGGCGACGGGACGCUAAACCCUCUUAUACUGGGAUUUACUCAGGCGUAAACCCAGCCCUUGGCCCAUCACCCUGUGCAACAUCAGUUGUGAAUGUAAGUCAUGGGAAUGCUAGUGGAGUUACUGGAGGCAACACUGUCACUGUACGGGUGGGAGGGAAAACCCCCGCCCCUGUACCCCCUCCACCUCGCCCACCACCACCCGACACAACUGUUGCUGGGGUAGGCGCCCCUCUUCCUGCCAUACCUUUGCCUGGCAGCACUGCUGGGGUGACUGCAGCAACAACUACCUCUGGUACGCAGAGUCCCUUGCCCCAACUCCCAACCAUUAACAGUGACACCCCUGUAGCUCCUUCUCACCCCAAUGUGCGCAGCAGGAAGAACAUAGGGAAUGGUGCAGCUGUGUUAGUACUGGGAGGAGACAGUCCUACUGAGGGGCCUGGCAGCCAGAAUGGAACUCCAAAUACCACACCAAAUGGACCCAGUGCUAUUGGUCGGUCAACCUCGUCCACUCCCACAGCCACCCCAGCUGCUGGCCCACCUACCCUUCAGCCAGGGGCACUCCCAGUACUACCCACUAGCAAUGCAGUAGUCAAUGGGCAGUUACCCACCAGUGCUGUAUCCUCAGCCUCUUCCUCUCCAGUAGCUAAAUCCACAGCACCAGCUGUUAUUCCCCGAGCUGCCACGCGCCACCAUCGCACCCACAAGAACAAGCGCAAUUCAGCUGACAGCAGCAAUGCAGGGGCUCCAGUAGGCAGUGCUAGUGGAGGCACCAGCACCAGCACCAGCACCAGCACCAACAGUACGGGAGCACCAGCCGCUGCUGGAGGCAGCAACAGUACUAGUCAGUCAAAUUCAUCAGCAACAACCCAAGAAGAACCACUGCCUCAUGGGUGGGAGAUGAGGUAUGACCAGUUUGGGAGGAGGUACUAUGUGGACCACACAACACGAUCCACCACCUGGGAGCGCCCCAAGCCCUUACCUGCAGGAUGGGAGGCGAGGCGUGACCCUCGGGGCCGAGUGUACUAUGUGGACCACAACACUCGCACCACCACCUGGCAGCGCCCCACUGUUGAGAACAUUAGACAAUUUGAGGAAUGGCAGGGAGAGAGACAACACAUUGCCCAGCUAAGCUCCCAGCGAUUCCUGUACCCUAACCAGAACCAGGAGACAGAGAAUGAUCCCUUGGGACCCCUUCCUUUAGGCUGGGAGAAGCGUCACGAGCCAUGUGGUCGGGUAUACUUUGUCAACCACCGCAAUCGCACCACCCAGUGGGACGACCCUCGCACUCAGGGGAUGGCCUUAGAGGAGGAGCCUCUGCCAGCUGGGUGGGAGAUGAGGCUCACUGAGGAUGGCCGCCAAUACUUUGUGGAUCACAACACCAAGCAGACCACCUUCCAGGACCCUCGCCCAGGAGCCAAGCAAAUCAACUCAAGUCGGGGUCAGUAUGGCAUCCCAAUGGUGUACGAGCGGUCCUUCAGGUGGAAGCUGGGCCAGUUCAGGUACUUGUGUCACAGCAACUCUGUCUCUGGCCAUAUCAAGAUUAGCGUCACGCGGCAGACGCUGUUCGAGGACUCUUUCCACCAGGUGAUGAGACUCCCCGCCUAUGAGCUGCGGCGGCGGCUCUUCAUCAUCUUCAGGGGGGAGGAUGGCCUGGACUAUGGCGGAGUGGCAAGAGAAUGGUUUUUCCAGCUAUCCCAUGAAGUACUCAAUCCCAUGUAUUGCCUGUUUGAGUAUGCCAACAAGAACAAUUACUCCCUUCAAAUCAACCCAGCCUCAGAGGUCAACCCAGAUCACCUCACAUACUUCAAGUUCAUUGGUCGCUUCAUUGCCAUGGCUUUGUACCAUGGGAAAUUCAUCUACUCGGGCUUCACGAUGCCAUUCUACAAGAGGAUGCUCAACAAAAAACUCACCAUGAAGGACCUGGAGUCCAUUGAUCCUGAGUUCUACAAUUCCCUUUGCUGGAUCAGGGACAACAAUAUAGAGGAGUGUGGCCUUGAGAUGACUUUCUGCACUGACUUUGAAGUCCUGGGGAAGAUUACAGAAGUGGAGCUGAAGACUGGCGGCAAGGACGUCCAGGUUACGGAGGAGAACAAGGAGGAGUACAUUGAGCUGAUGAUGCAGUGGCGGCUGACCCGAGGGCAGGAGGCCCAGACACGGCACUUCCUGGAGGGCUUCUCUGAGGUGGUGCCGCUGGAGUGGCUCAAGUACUUUGAUGAGAGGGAGCUGGAGCUGCUGCUGUGUGGCAUGCAGGAGAUAGAUAUCAAUGACUGGCAGAAGCAUACCAUUUACCGCCACUACAACCGUUCCUCCAAACAAAUCAUAUGGUUCUGGCAGUUUGUGAUAGAAACUGACAAUGAGAAGCGUGCAAGAUUACUUCAGUUUGUGACUGGAACAUGUCGAGUACCUGUUGGAGGAUUUGCGGAACUCAUGGGAAGCAAUGGACCUCAGAAGUUCUGCAUUGAGAAGGUAGGAAAGGAAACUUGGUUACCUCGCUCUCACACAUGCUUCAAUCGUCUUGACUUGCCCCCAUACAAGUCAUAUGAGCAGUUGGUGGAGAAGCUCACGUUUGCCAUAGAGGAGACAGAAGGUUUUGGCCAGGAGUAGUGGGCGUCAUAUCUGUGAGUGUGGACUUAUGAAAUGGGUGUAAAUGUGUAUGUGCAUUGGGUAGAUAAUAUUAUUGAGUAUUUGAAAAUAUGCUUUGCAUAUAUGCUAAAUAUUCUUAUUGGCUACAGUGAGGAUCUGUCACAACGUAAUGUUAUAUCAUUACCUGACCAUACCCGGGUUGUGUUGUAUCAGCUAGCAUGAAUGCCAGGCUGGUUCCUGUUGAGAAAAGAAGAAAUUUGUGAUUACUUUGUCAUAUUUUCUGUUAUUAUAUUUUCUUGGCAAAGGCAUUAUUGUAUGGACUGAUAUUGUUAUUUUGUACCUUAUCCAAAGAAUAUGUUAAUGGCUCAUGGGAGAGUGUUUUGACAGUUGUAUUAUACCAUGUAUAAAGAAAGAUUUAGACCUGUAUGCUUGGCUGCUUUUGUCUUAGACCUGAUUCACAAAAAAUAGAAGGGCAUGUUUUUAUCAUGUUUGUUUUCUACCACAACAGCAACAACUUAGAUGCAGAAGCAGCACUCACACUGGGAGAGUGAAGGAGUUGGCUGGUUUGACUGUAUUGUCUUUGUAUUUUCAGCUGCAGGUGUGGUGACCAAGCCUUCCUGAACCUGUCCCAUGUUGCUGCUAUUUUAUUGCAAUGUUAUUAUUGUAGAUCAAUUUGACUGAGUGAUGAUAUGCUUAUUGUAAUGAUGACUAUGCUGAAGAAAGUUAUUUUAUACAUGAUUGAUGGAGAGUUUAUAAAGCAAGUUUCCCUAGAGUUAUCCAAGGAGGUCUCACAUUUCCUCCCCAUCAGUCUUCCCAAUUUCCCUUGCAAACAUUCUAUAUUUUAAUACUUCACCUCAUCACACUUCUUUUUAGGAAUCCCCCAUUGUUGUUUGGUUUACUACCUUCUAUGGUGGACAGUGAUACUUGUUGUUUGUGAUAACUUAUGAUUCAUGAAUAGGGUUUCAUUGCAGUUUCAGUUGCAUUGAUAUUGUAUAUUAGAUCAUAUUAAGAAAACCAACGAGCCUGUGAAUAUUUUGUGCAUAAGAUCCCAAACAAAAAUCUGCAUUAUGUGGACUGAGUUUGGUGUAACAUGAAAAAGAUGGAAAUAUGGAAAAUAUAACCUAUUUUGAGCUGCCUUUACAAAUCUGGUUUAAGUUUCACAAAAUAUGUUUGGAUUUAGCAAUAUUCACAGGGUUUGUAUGUAAAUGUAUAAUAUCUGAAUGCCCCAGGUGUGCAUUGCUAAGGUAUUGGGUGUAUAUAUAUGACAAUAUGCAGUAUGGAGAUGUGAAAUUAAGUUGAUGACAGGAAAAGAAAUGAGUAAAUCCUCCUGAGUGUGUGUGUGUGUGUGUGUGUGUGUGCUCCUUCACACAGUGCAUGCAUGUGCAGUGUGGUGACUGGUGACUGAUAGCUAUUGUUUGUCUCAGUGUGGUUGGCCAUCCAUUUAUAUGAUGCUUUUUCCUUCACCAGUCAUGAUGCAUAUUCAGUAUUUUCGUUCACAUGGAAUGGGGAAGUAGACAAGUGAGGGGUGGGGAUCAGCCGUCUUUCUGCACCUGAAAAUUAAGAGUACAGAAUUAAUUCUAUGAACUUGAUCAUAAUAAAACUGCACUAAAUUUGUUUGUCAUAACAAAAGAUGAUAAGACAAGAUAUCAGUAACAGAAAAAAACUGUUCUUUUUUAGCUAUUGAGUGUGAUAUUUCUCUCAAACACAUAAAGGAAGUCCUGAUAUAUUUUUCCAAGUGACCAGGUAGGUUUUGAAAAAGUGCACACUUCCAGACUACUUACUGUUCUGUCUACAUACAGCAAUAUACUGUAGGCCCCAAGAUUCCAUAUCCUCAGUUUCCUGAAUUUCAGGUUUUCCAUUAAAAAUUUGAAUAAUUGAAAGGACAUUUGACCAUUUUGACUGUUCCAUAAAAAAAAAAAUUAAUAGGGAACCAGUCCUUAGCUGGUGGUGGGCACUCGAUAACUUGACCCAGACUUUGAUAAUGAUACUUCGCUAACCUUUUUCGAUUACUGUGACUUUGAUAACGAUUACUGGAUAACUUUCAAUAACCAAAUCGGUGACUUCAAUAACGCGAUAACGAUAACUAAUGGUUUCUACAAACAUAACAAAAAAAUUUAAAUAGUGCUCAUAUUUGCUUCUAAAUAAUAUUUUAACCCAUUCUUUCAUAAACUACCAUUAUUACUUAGUUGUUUACCCAAAACAGGAAGUCUUAAACAGUAAAAAACUUGUUUUUAAUAUAUAUAUAUAUAUAUAUAUAUAUAUAUAUAUAUAUAUAUAUAUAUAUAUAUAUAUAUAUAUAUAUAUAUAUAUAUAUAUAUAUAUAUAUAUAUAUAUAUAUAUAUCAUUGUCAAUAACGAUUUUGAUAAUCAUUAUUGAUAAAAGUUAUCGAAAUGCCCACCACUGUCUUUAGCUAAUCUCAGUGUCCUGUAUUGCAGGAGUCAUGUUGCUCUUAGUCACUUCUGACAACAUACAGUGGAAUACAAACAAGUAUUCUUAUUUACCAUGUUUCAAGGAUAAAGUGCUUUGUGAAAAGCUAUGAAAUUACUGGAUGGAAGCACUCUGAUGAUAUUUCAGAUUUUUGGCUAAUUCAGAUAAGGUCUCCCAGAUAAGUCUGAUUUAUGGAGGGUUUACUGUACCCCCUAAAAAUUAGGUGACCAUCUACAUCUGAUAAGAUCUCGUUCAAAGUUUAUUCUAGAAAUCAAUGAUUACCUCCGAUACAUUGGCAGUGAUAGAUAUAAAUUGUUGACACAUAGAUAGGUGCCAUACUGUUAGGCUUCCUGCCAAGACAAGACUGGGUACUGAAGCAAAACCUGGCCAGUAAACAAACUGUUGACCAUACUUGAAAGUUCUCUAGGUGGCUGAGGGUGACACUGUAUGUGGAAUGGGGUCUAUUGUCAGUAAGUGAAUUAACUCAGGAAGUUCUUGCAAUCAUACUUAGUAUGUGAGAUAAGAGUUUAUAAGCUCUCUGUGAAUGCCUUCUUAAGACAAACAUGAUUGAGUGUAGAUGUAAUGUCAGUGUUUUAAAAUCAAGGUUGUGGAGACAGGACUUCAGACAGACCUCACAACCGUGCUUAUAACUCAAUCAAACUAGGAACUAGAGAAAUAAUCUGUCAGAGAAGUGUCACUAGUUACAAACUAACAUCUGUCUUUCUCAAGCAGAGACCCUGUCCCUUAAGUCACUCCCUGAUAAUGUGAUCAAGCUUGCUGUGUGUUGAAUGAGAGAGAAGCAUUGUUACAUCCCAGCAACUGCCUCAAACCUUUUGGGUUUAUUGCACUUCACACUUCAUGAUAAUUUUUUGUCCCAUUAAAUAUAAAGAAAUCAGCUAGCUACUUUUAUGACUUGAUUACCAUCCAUAAAAAAAUGUGACUUCUUUGUUGAAGAGGCUGCCAUAGAGCUUCUAAGAAAGAAGUGCAGGUGUUUGUAUCAUUUGUGAAUAUAAAUUUGCUCUUUAUUUUGUCAUGGCAUAAAAAAUGGCUCAUGAACAACCUGCCUGUGAUUUUGUUGUAAAUCACAGAAAAGAUAAAAAGGGGCAUUGUGGGGCUGCUUAAAGGCUUCUUUGUGUGGGUGAGUGAGGGAGCUGCAAGGAGAUUCUUGUAGGGAACAAAAGUUUGGAUGAAGUUAUUCAUAAUCAAAAUCUAUAUCUUAAAAAGUUUUAUGGUGUCUGUGUGAAGGAUAUAUGCAUAUUGAUUUUUCACCAACAGCACAUUUAUUGUUUAUAUGGAUCUUUUAAUUACCGGUCUUAAUUGUUCACCAGAAUUUUAAGAAAUAUCAAGGCAAUGCAUACUAAGUAAAUAGAAAUUUGCUGUUAUAAUUCUGGAAAUAUUGAUGUGGACCUCAAGUAUGUCAAAGUAAUUCACUUGCAGCUGUGGAUGUGUUACUUUUUAAGAAAAAUGUAUGGACUUUCAUGCAGUGACCAAUGAUAGGCAGCGCUCAGUGUUGUGAAAUGUAAAGAUAUUAUAAAUUGGGUAUAACUGUGUUGCGCUGGAAGUGCAGUAUGUAAAGGUUUAUUUUCUAUAUUCCUUGAACUAUGAUACAUGAAGGAUCUUUUAUGCAUCUGUAAUUACCUAUUAUACCUUUGAAGGAUUUUAAAUGCUUUGUGAUUAGAUACAUGUUUCCUUAUAUAUUUUUAUUAAACAUUUCCUUUCAUAUUUCUGGCAUCAAAUCAGGAUGAUAAAGUUCCCCUUUAUCCAACAUUUCUUCAUAUUUUGUCCCUCAUUUAUUGCCUUAUAUAAUCAUCAUGUUUUAGAAGGAAAUUGUUAAUAUACUCUUUAGUUAGUGACCAGCCUAAAGAACCACCAGCUUCAACAAGCACAUUGUAUUACCCUGGAUGAAUGACUCACGAGACCACUCAGCACACCUGCUGGUUGCAGCUGCACUUGGCUGAACUUUAGUGAUAUGAACUUGGUUCCCAAGCCACUCUGUUGGCACUGGGUGGGAGCUGCUAGGAAAUUACUUGUAUUCUCAGCUAUAUUUGUGUUAAAUGAAAUUUUCAUAAAAUGUACUUAAGGAUUUAUAUUCAACAAGUGAUAUAGUUGAUAAGGCAUAGAAGAAUUUCAAGUUCAGCUAAAAUAAUUAGAUUAGUUGUGGCACAGAAUGGUAAAAGAUACACUGUUAGCCACUGGGUUUGUAUGUCUCAUUGGUUCAGGUUUUCAUAUGUGUAUGAAAGAACACAUUUUGGUGGCCUUGAAUCAUUAGUAUCCAGUGGUCUUAUGUUACAAGUGAAGUGCAUUUCUCAGCAGUAGAUAACCUAUACAGUUGAAACAUUAAAUACACGAACUAUGAUGCACAAAAGUUUUUUUGAUGACACAAGGCUAGUGCUUGAAAAAGAUAUUGCGUCAAAUUUUGGCUCCUUCAUAGCAGGACACAUGCAUUAUUGUCAUCAUGGUUACUGUACAUCAUGCUGCCGUUGUUUCCAGAACAGUCAAAAUGUGCAAGUGUGCCUCAUUCUCAGUCAAGUCAGGACAACACAUUGCCUGUAUAUACUGUAAUAUACCCUCUACACAUUUUUUUUAAUACAUUCAUAACCAAGAAUUUAUGUAUAUACUGUGAUAGCUAGGUAAGUCAGUGAUGAGGCCGUUUGUUCCAUGGAGGUAUUAGCAAGAGUUUCUGGAGAAACCACAAAAUAUUUUGUAAUAGUCUUGAUUCUCUUGUUUCCAUGUAUAUACAUAAGUAUGGUGGAAAAUUCCAGUUGGUUCUCUGUUGGUUCUCUUCAGAUUGUUGACCGGCCAAAUUAUCAACUAGAAGGAUUAUGGCAGAGGUAAUAUGAGAUGUUCAGCUCUUCCUCACUCUUGACAAAUGAAAGUUUAGCCUGGCUUCAUUAUAUGUAUUAGCCCUCUAUCAUAUAAUUAUUUCACUCCUUAUAUUCUCCAGUUUGCUGCUCUAUAUGUUACACUUUGCUUUACUCUCUUCUCAUCAAUUUGGUUUGUAUCCAGUUAUCUUAGUCACUCCCUGUAUGCUUAUUUGUUUUGGGUCUAAUUUCACAAGUAUGAGGAAUCACUGUCCUGUCUCUUGUGAUUGGCGCCAAGACUUUACAACACACUAGCGAGCAUAGACUCUGCAAUCUUGUGUAUCUUCCUAAUAUCUGUUCCUUGUGGCUUCAUGUGGCUGUUUAGUUCAGGCACUUCAAUGAAUUGUUGUGUAAUGGCAGUUACAAGAACAGCUGCAUUAUGUGUCAGAGUAAAGUAUUUAAAAAUAAUUAUAUAUUUGAUUAUAAACUGCAUUCAGUAUUGUUUGCAGUAGUAAUUCUUAUUUUCCAUGAUAAAUACUAUUGCUGUGUAUAUAUAUACUGUCUGGAUAUGUAAAUAAAGUGUAAUCCACAAAA
This is a messenger RNA of Eriocheir sinensis (Chinese mitten crab), 9120 nucleotides long. RefSeq names its product E3 ubiquitin-protein ligase Su(dx)-like (gene Su(dx)). The record is from RefSeq and is a predicted model, not a curated record. The transcript is spliced from 19 exons. NCBI's taxonomy places the organism in Eukaryota, Metazoa, Arthropoda, Malacostraca, Decapoda, Varunidae. Gene Ontology annotation, molecular function: ubiquitin protein ligase activity; protein binding. Gene Ontology annotation, biological process: ubiquitin-dependent protein catabolic process. The coding region runs from base 191 to 3319 and encodes 1042 amino acids.